AAGAGCUUCUGUUGCAUGGAGAGGAACCAAACCACUGAAAUGCAUUCAGCUAUGACCUUACAGCUUAAAACCAAAGCACAACUCUUUGACCUGCAUUGCUCUGUUGGUCUGACUGACUGGGAUAUGGACAAGGAGCUGAAACUGGCUACAACCACUGACCAGUUAUAUCAUGAUGACAAAGCGAGUGAUCAGUAUGUGGUCCAGAGGCCUUCUGUAAGAACCUCGAAAAGGAAAGAUGAAUUUAUUUGGUACGAUAAAACAUCAGAUACUUUUGUGAAACCAAACCUGUGGCUGCUGGUGAAUCCCAGCAUUGCCUGCCCGAUCCAGUACAACGAGAUUAAUGCUGACGUGGGGCCUGUGUGUGAACCUGCUGAGGAAAGCCAAACUAGGCUCCUGGAGACCCAAUGUCCACUGACAGCAGAGCUCCAGGUGUUUUCCUGCCAUGAUGGUCCUCUCCAGGGGGAGCUGGUGCAAUCAGUUUCUUCUGAGUACACGGUCAAGAAUGAUGUCAACUCCUCUCAACCCGUCAAGAGCAGACGUAAGGCGAGGACCAUAAAGCCCAGGACAGGAAAUAAGCCUCUUAAACCAGGCUGCUGGCCACGUCCACCAGUGAAUUACUGCAUCCUCAUUGCCUUGGCGCUCAAGAGCAGCCAUACAGGGAGCUUCAAAGUCCAGCAGAUUUACAAUUUCACCAGAGAACACUUCCCAUUUUUUCAGACAGCUCCAGACGGCUGGAAGAACACUAUCCGACACAACUUGUGCUUCAACAGCAGUUUUCGCAAAACUUGCAACCAGCUGUGCAGAGAUGGCAAGAGGAAGUCAUGUUUUUGGCACCUUACUUUAGAUGGCCAGCGGCGCCUUAAGGAUGAGAUCAACAUGCUGACAGGAGAAUCUUUAAAGCAGCUGGAGAAGAGCAUGUCCCACCCAGAUAUAAUUCGGAGCUUAUUUCCCAUGUGAUUUCAGUUAAAGGGGGAAAUGUGCAUUAAACAGUAGCAUAAUAAAGCGUGGUGUAAAAGAGCCA
Messenger RNA from Haplochromis burtoni (Burton's mouthbrooder), 1021 nucleotides. Its product is annotated as forkhead box R1. Gene Ontology annotation, cellular component: nucleus. The transcript has 8 exons. Gene Ontology annotation, molecular function: DNA-binding transcription factor activity; sequence-specific double-stranded DNA binding. The record is from RefSeq and is a predicted model, not a curated record. The coding region runs from base 16 to 957 and encodes 313 amino acids. Lineage: Eukaryota; Metazoa; Chordata; Actinopteri; Cichliformes; Cichlidae. Gene Ontology annotation, biological process: regulation of DNA-templated transcription.